AUGUAUCUCAAUGGAGACAUUGGUACUUACAAUCAAUCUCUUGUCAUAAGAGACUCUCGCGAAUGUGCCAGUGGACAAGAAUGGUAUGUCUGCACUGCGAAUAACUUUCGAGGUUGUUGUUCUGUAAAUGCAUGUACAGUUUCAGAAUGUCCAGAUUCAAGUACCGCUGCAGUUGGCGCAUCGAGUUAUUCUACAACUUCUUCUGAAUCUAUCUCUUCAACUUCACCAUCAAUCACUUCCUCUGCUACUACAUUAACCACCUACUCUACUAUUACAUCGUCUCCAAUCAUCGCAUCCUCACAAGUUACAUUACAGACACCAAAACCUAGCACCAUCCUCUUAACCACAACAAUCAGUAACUCAAUCAUUACAACCCAGACUUCAUCAAGCUCUACCACCAUCCUAGCGGAUUCAACAGUUCACCCUUCAUCAAACUCAACAUCCAUCAUAGCUGGAGCCAUCGUUGGCAGUAUCGCUCUAAUUUGUUUCGUCAUGGCCGCAUUUUGUUGUUUCCGGUUCCGACAAAAGAAAAAGCAAGAUAGAGAGAGGAUGUUUGCAGAACCAGAAAGUCCAGAUCCUGAGACUAUUCAAUUUUAUACUACGACGGGAAAGACAUUACAAACUCCUAGUAGUACGAGGACGAGUAGAGACCCGAAUGGAGGAUUUUCUGGGUUGGGAGGAUUGGGAUUGGGAGAUGUUUUUGCGUCGUUUGGUGGAAGAACCCGAAGCAACAGUACAUCACCACCCUCAACAUCACCACCAGGAGGUCCUUCAAUGACCGAAUCUCAAAUUUCUCCCCCAAUCCACCUAAUGCAUCCAAUGCCUACAGUUCAUCCCACUCCCAUCCCCGAAUCACCAGAAGAUCACGAAAACGACAAACCACUUCCUUCCGACCCUGAAAAAUCAUCUCUAACACCACCUCCUGAGUUCUUACAUCCAGCUUUCCAUGUUCUACCUGGAACUAGUUCACAACCUGCAUAUCGACCUGGAUUAGAUUUUACGAUUAAUGAGUUGGAUGGUCGAGAGAUAGGUAGGGGAAGUGGUUCAAUUGGAGCAAGAAGUGAAGGGAUGAGUAUGACUGGAAGUGAGGGAAUUGUUAGUCCAUUGAGUACGCUUAAUAUGAGUGCGAGGGUUAGUUCGAAUGGAUUUAUCCUCUCGGAUAUGUACAUGAACAUUGUUAUGGACAAGGCCAAGGUCAAGGCAAUUCACACUCAAACGUAUCACCUGACAAUCUCCCACCCAAUGGCCCUGCAUCAAUCCGAUCUCGAUUCAGCACGCAUUGGUAUCACCAGCGCAACAACAGCCACUCAAAUUCAAAUUCGGAUUCGGAUUCACCGAUUCACUAUCCAAUCCAUCACCAACAACCACAAACCCAUCCGCACACCCAUCCACACACACAACUACAAACACAGCCACAAUCACAGCCACAAUACGCCCAACAAUUAG
Molecule: messenger RNA, 1446 nt
Organism: Sclerotinia sclerotiorum 1980 UF-70
Lineage: Eukaryota; Fungi; Ascomycota; Leotiomycetes; Helotiales; Sclerotiniaceae
Exons: 3
Coding region: 1-1446 (481 amino acids)
Source: RefSeq, a predicted model, not a curated record